CGUCGAAGAUGGUUUACGAAUAAUUCACAUUCUGAUAGAUUUUACAAAUGUCAGUGUUUAAUUAUUAAAAUUUAAUAAGAAAAUAAAUUAUUACCUUAAUAAGAAACUAUGACUUCUGUCAGCGAAGUUGGUUCGUUACCUAAAACAAAAAAACCUUCGGACAGUGCAUUUAAGCAACAACGUUUACCUGCUUGGCAACCAAUACUUACUGCUGGAACUGUCUUACCAACAUUUUUUGUAAUCGGGAUUGCUUUUAUUCCAGUUGGAGUUGGAUUACUUUAUUUUUCUGAUCAAGUCAAAGAAUAUAUUUUAGAUUAUACAGACUGCAAUUCUACGAACAUUUUCCGUGCAAAAGGAAUGCCUAUUAAAUGUGCAGAUGUCAUAGCACAAAAUCAUUCACAACCUUGCUAUUGUAAAUUAAAUUUUACAUUGCCAUCUGAUUUCAGUGGAAAAAUUUACAUGUAUUAUGGUUUGACUAACUUCUAUCAGAAUCAUAGACGAUAUGUAAAAUCAAGAGAUGAUAAUCAAUUAUUAGGAAAAAUAAGUAAUGUUGUCUCAGGAGAUUGUGAACCAUUUGCUUAUGAUGGAGACAAACCUAUUGUACCAUGUGGUGCUAUUGCUAAUUCAUUAUUUAGUGACGAAUUAAAAUUGUAUUCUAUAAAACACGAUAUAGAUGUACCAUUAUUAAAAACUGGUAUAGCUUGGCCCUCAGAUAAGAACAUUAAAUUUAGAAAUCCUGAGGGUAAUUUAACAAAAGUAUUUCAAAAUUUUACAAAACCAAAGAAUUGGACUAAACAUAUUUAUGACUUAGAUAUAAAAAAUGAAAGCAAUAAUGGUUUUCAAAAUGAAGAUUUGAUUGUUUGGAUGAGAACUGCAGCUUUACCUACUUUUAGGAAACUUUAUCGUAGAGUAAAUCAUACAGCAGAUGGUUUCACUGAAGGUUUAUUAGCAGGAAAUUAUACACUUACCGUUAACUAUACAUAUCCUGUGUCUGCCUUUGAUGGCAGAAAAAGAAUGAUUUUGAGCACUACCUCACUUCUUGGUGGAAAAAAUCCCUUUCUUGGUAUUGCUUAUAUAGUUGUAGGAUGUAUUUGUUUGUUGUUAGGCAUUACAUUAUUAAUAAUACACAUCAAAUGUUCCAAAAGCAAACUAAUGUAAAGAUGACUGCAACAAAGUAUGCUUAGGGCACCAUAAUUGUUCUUUGUAACAGGGAUGAUUAAUGUGACUCCAAAUACACCAUACCAAGAAUAAUUAUAUAAAUCAUUAUAGAAAUUGAG
Eufriesea mexicana is the source of this 1277-nucleotide messenger RNA. RefSeq names its product cell cycle control protein 50A (gene CDC50). The transcript is spliced from 5 exons. Bases 109 to 1158 code for a protein of 349 amino acids. The record is from RefSeq and is a predicted model, not a curated record. Gene Ontology annotation, cellular component: endoplasmic reticulum; Golgi apparatus; plasma membrane. Lineage: Eukaryota; Metazoa; Arthropoda; Insecta; Hymenoptera; Apidae.